AUGGCGGCGAGCUGCAGGGUGUGCGAAAAGAAGUGCGAGCAGUGGUGGGAGCUGUUCCAGUCCCCUGUCCACCAGGAGGUUCCCUGUGAGGCCGGGCGGUACGGCUGCAGUCCCUGGGAGCUGCGCAUGGGCGGCAGCAGGAAGUCAUGUUCUCACACGCAGCUGCACCGCAGACUCUAG
This is a messenger RNA of Prorocentrum cordatum, 180 nucleotides long. The record is from the annotation of a GenBank genome assembly. NCBI's taxonomy places the organism in Eukaryota, Dinophyceae, Prorocentrales, Prorocentraceae.